Messenger RNA from Didymosphaeria variabile, 1140 nucleotides. RefSeq lists its product as uncharacterized. NCBI's taxonomy places the organism in Eukaryota, Fungi, Ascomycota, Dothideomycetes, Pleosporales, Didymosphaeriaceae. The record is from RefSeq and is a predicted model, not a curated record. The transcript has 2 exons. Bases 1 to 1140 code for a protein of 379 amino acids.
AUGAAGUUCAUCUCGGCUGUUUUCGUGGCAGCCACCACCUUGUUGGCUACCGUGUCCGCCAUCCCCGCCCCAUCUAGUGCUCAGGCCCAGAACGCGGCGCAGCUCAAACACACGCCUCCAAUCUUCGCUUAUGCUUCACACCUCGGGGAGCGUCAGUCGGGAGGCGGCUCCAACGCGCUUGCAGAGCGCCAAUUGGAUCCGGAGGAGAUCUGCGCCCGUAGUUUUGCAGAGUGGCGUGCUUGUCGCGAGGCCGCUGGCUGCGAUCGCGAGUGCCCGGCUGGUGAGGCUUGUUACAAGGCCCUCUGUGCGACUCCCGCUUCCACGAACGGCAACGCCUGCACCCAGCUUCGUGCGAAGUGCGGACUUGUUGAGAAGCGCUCUGGAGGAGACUCGGGCGGAUUGGACAUCGCCCAGAACGACAAGCGUCAGGUCGUCGACGACCCGAACGCUGCUCAGGCCGCUCACCUUGUCGACAUCUGGACCGAGCCCUUCUUCUCUGGUCGAUACACCUGGAGCUACUAUUCUGAGAUGAUCGCCAGCACUUGCGUCGACGUCUCCGACUUCCCGGUUGAAUGGUCGUCGCUGAAGGUCAACCCGCAAGACACUGCAUUCCACUGCACAUUCUACGACCUGCCAAACUGCAAGGACGGGGCCAAGUCCUUCACCGUCGAUGGAACAAAUGGAUACGAAGCUCCCGAGCUCCGCCGCGUCGAUGGUAACUGGUACCACAACGUCCGAUCGCUCAAGUGCGAGCCAGGCGAGAUGUCCGUGGCCAACAAGCGUCAGGUCGUCGACGACCAGAACGCUGCUCAGGGCGCUCAUCUCAUCGACAUCUGGGAUCAGCCAAACUACAUCGGUGCCUUUACCUUUGCUGUUUACUCUCAGAUGACCAGCAGCAGCUGUGUCAACGUCGCCACCAAUCCAUUGGACUGGGCGUCGUUCAGGAUCUAUCCCAACGACAUCCUCUUUUACUGCACAUUCUACGCCAAGCCGGAUUGCCAACCUGGUGGAAAAGCCUUCACGAUCGCCGAUGGAACACAUGGAUACGGGGUUCCCGAUCUGCGCUCUUUUGGCAAUGGUCUUUGGUACCACAACAUCCGAUCGCUCAAGUGCCAGCCAGGUGUUUGUACGACAUGUUAA